Molecule: messenger RNA, 1617 nt
Organism: Scomber japonicus (chub mackerel)
Lineage: Eukaryota; Metazoa; Chordata; Actinopteri; Scombriformes; Scombridae
Product: NLR family CARD domain-containing protein 3-like
Exons: 4
Molecular function (GO): protein binding
Source: RefSeq, a predicted model, not a curated record
UUGUUCAUCUUUGACGGCCUGGAUGAAAGCAGACUUUCACUGGAUUUCAACAACAGUGAGGUUGUGUCUGAUGUCACACAGAAGUCAUCAGUCAGCGUGCUGCUGACAAACCUCAUCAAGGGGACGCUGCUUCCCUCGGCUCUCAUCUGGAUAACUUCCCGACCUGCAUCAGCCAAUCAGAUCCCUCCUUCAUGUGUUAGCAGGUUUACAGAAGUACGAGGCUUCACUGACGACCAGAAGGAGGAGUACUUCAAGAGGAGAUUCAGUGAUGAAGAGCAGUCCAGCAGAAUCAUCUCACACAUCAAGACAUCCAGGAGCCUCCACAUCAUGUGUCACAUCCCAGUCUUCUGCUGGAUCACUGCUACAGUUCUGGACCACAUGUUGACUCCAGACCAGAGAGGAGAGCUGCCCAAGACCCUGACUGACAUGUACUCACACUUCCUGCUGGUUCAGACAAAGAGGAAGAAGAACAAGUAUGAUGAGGGACAUGAGACGAGUCCACAGGAGCUGACGGAGGCUGACAGGAACCUUCUUCUGAAGCUGGGGAGGCUGGCGUUUGAACAACUGGAGAAAGGAAACAUCAUGUUCUACCAAGAAGACCUGGAGCAGUGUGGUCUUGAUGUCACAGAGGCCUCAGUGUUAUCAGGAGUUUGUACAGAGAUCUUCAAAAGAGAGAGUGUGAUCUUCCAGAAAUCAGUCUACAGCUUUGUUCAUCUGAGCAUUCAGGAGUUUCUGGCUGCAGUCUACAUGUACCACUGUUACACCAGCAGGAAGACAAAGGUACUGAAGGACUUCCUGGGAGAAGACUACAGUUACUCAUCUCUGGAUGACUUCCUGAAGAGAGUCAUGGAGAAAUCUCUCAGAAGUAAAAAUGGCCACCUGGACCUGUUUGUCCGCUUCCUUCAUGGCCUCUCUCUGGAGUCCAACCAGAGUCUCUUAGGAGGCCUGCUGGGUCAGACAGACAACAGUCCAGAAACCAUUCAGAGAGUCAUCAACAACCUGAAGAAGAUGAACAGUAAGGAUAUCUCUCCUGACAGAAGCAUCAACAUCUUCCACUGUCUGAUGGAGAUGAACGACCGCUCAGUACAUCAGGAGAUCCAACAGUUCCUGAAGUCAGAGAACAGAUCAGAGAAGAAACUCUCUGAGCUCCAGUGCUCAGCUCUGGCCUACAUGCUGCAGAUGUCAGAGGAGGUUCUGGAUGAGUUGAAGCUGCAGGAGUACAACACAUCAGAGGAGGGACGACGGAGACUGAUCCCAGCUGUGAGGAACUGCAGAAAGGCUCGACUUUGGGGCUGUGGACUCUCAGAGACUCACUGUGAAGUUUUGGCCUCAGCUCUGAAGUCCAACCCUCAUCUGACAGAUCUGGACCUGAGUCUCAACAAACUGUCUGAUUCAUCAGUGAAGCGUCUGUCUGCUGGACUGGAGAGUCCAAACUGUAGACUGAAGACUCUGGAACUUUGGGGCUGUGGACUCUCAGAGACUCACUGUGAAGUUUUGGCCUCAGCUCUGAAGUCCAACCCUCAUCUGACAGAUCUGAACCUGAGUAUCCACAAACUGUCUGAUUCAUCAGUGAACUUCAGUGUCACACUACAGCGUCUUCCUGAAAGCUGCGUCUGA